GUUGUUGCGCAUGCGCCUUGCUGCCCACCUUCUGUCCGCGCAGAUCUCUGCAGGGAGAGGUUGUGUCUUCAUUCUUUCCACCAUUUUGAUUUUUUCUCACUGACUGAGACGCAGCUGUGGGAAAUAUGAGUGAGCUUGUAAGAACAAGAUCCCAAUCCUCAGAAAGAGGAAAUGACAAAGAGUCUUCCCAACCAGUUGGAUCUGUGAUUGUCCAGCAGCUCGCUGAGGAAAAACGUCAAGAAGAAGAAACACCAACUGAAAAUCAGGGUAUUGCACCUAGUGGGGAGAUCGAAAAUGAAGGAGCACCUGCUCUUCAAGGGCCUGACAUGGAAGCUUUUCAACAGGAACUGGCUCUGCUUAAGAUAGAGGAUGAGCCUGGAGAUGGUCCUGAUGUCAGGGAGGGGACUCUGCCCACUUUUGAUCCCACUAAAGUGCUGGAAGCAGGUGAUACGCAAUGAUAGGUUUACACCAAGA
Mandrillus leucophaeus (drill) is the source of this 474-nucleotide messenger RNA. Its product is annotated as putative G antigen family E member 3. NCBI's taxonomy places the organism in Eukaryota, Metazoa, Chordata, Mammalia, Primates, Cercopithecidae. The transcript has 5 exons. Bases 126 to 458 code for a protein of 110 amino acids. The record is from RefSeq and is a predicted model, not a curated record.